Molecule: messenger RNA, 1479 nt
Organism: Iphiclides podalirius (scarce swallowtail)
Lineage: Eukaryota; Metazoa; Arthropoda; Insecta; Lepidoptera; Papilionidae
Source: the annotation of a GenBank genome assembly
AUGAAACUAGAAAAGUGCCUAACAGUGAAGAACAUCAACAGGAAUCUGUUGGAUGUGAAUUACGCGGUGCGCGGACCCCUUCUCGAGCGGGCGUUGCAGAUCGAGAGGGAACUAGAAAAGGGGGUCCCGAAACCAUUCGAACGUGUGGUCCGUGCCAACAUUGGCGACUGCCACGCCCUAGGGCAAAAACCCAUAACUUUCAUCAGACAGGUGCUGGCGCUGGUUGCAUGCCCGGAGCUCAUGUCUUCACCUGAUAUCCCGGAAGAUGUGAAGAGACGCGUUCGGGAAAUACUUGAUGAUUGCACGAACAGGUCGGUGGGGUCUUACUCUCCUUCUGCUGGACUGCGAGUUGUCCGUGAAGCCGUCGCGUCGUAUUUGACGUCACGCGACCAGGUGACCGCUGCGGCUGACGACAUCUACUUGGGCAACGGCGCCACUGACCUCAUCAAGGCGGUGCUCGCUAUGUUCGCGGGGGACGUUGACGGAAAACCACCAGCGGUGAUGAUACCAAUCCCACAAUACCCGCUCUUCUCGGGCGCUUUGUCGGAGCUGGGGGUGCGCCAAGCGAACUACUAUCUGGACGAAGAUCACGACUGGGCCCUGGAUAUUGGCGAGCUGGAGCGCAGCUGGCGGGAAGCGGAAGUGGACAGCCACGUGAGGGCGUUGGUCAUCAUCAACCCUGGCAACCCCACGGGACAGGUGAUAAGUCGAGAGAACAUCGAGAGGAUUAUAAAAUUCGCGUACGACCACGACCUGUUCCUACUGGCCGAUGAGGUCUACCAGGAGAAUAUUGUCAGCAAGCCUUUCCAUUCGUUUAAAAAGGUGAUGCACGAAAUGGGGGAGCCCUAUUCGCGGAUGGAGCUGGCGAGUUUCGUGACCUGCUCCAAGGGCUGGGCGGCGGAGUGCGGGCUGCGGGCAGGCUUCCUCGAGCUGGUGCGACUGCAGGGGCAGGUGGCGGCGGCCUUCGGGCGGACGCGCGCCCUCCGGCAGUGCCCCGGCGUGCUGGGCCAGUGCGCCCUCCACUGCAUAGUGCGGCCGCCACAGCCCGGGGAGCCUUCGUAUCCACUAUUCGCUGCUCAGAAGCUGGAGGUGGAGCUCACCCUGGCAGAGCGCUCGGCCUCCGCCUACGAGGCCCUGAACACCAUUCCGGGAUACUCCUGCAACCCCAUCGACGGCUCCAUGUUCGCCUUCCCCCGUGUAGAGAUACCGGAGCGGGCUCAGAAGGAGGCCGAUGAAAGGGGCCUCGCUCCAGACGAGUUCUAUUGCCUGCGGCUACUUGAAGAAACUGGCGUGUGCGUGGUGCCGGGCUCGGGCUUCGGUCAGCGCGAGGGCACCUUCCACUUCAGAACCACCAUCCUGCACCCGCCACAAGAGUUCAGCCACAUGAUGGACUCCAUCAGGCGCUUCCAUCUGCAAUUCCUCCAACGAUACGCGCCGCAAAGCGAUCGGACACACAAAAAUGGCGUGAAUGCCGCUUUA